Molecule: messenger RNA, 906 nt
Organism: Chrysochloris asiatica (Cape golden mole)
Lineage: Eukaryota; Metazoa; Chordata; Mammalia; Afrosoricida; Chrysochloridae
Product: nuclear RNA export factor 2-like
Exons: 10
Coding region: 1-906 (301 amino acids)
Biological process (GO): poly(A)+ mRNA export from nucleus
Cellular component (GO): nucleus
Molecular function (GO): RNA binding
Source: RefSeq, a predicted model, not a curated record
AUGGAGGGAGAGAGAAAACUUCCAGAGGCAGAAACGGAGGGGAACAGACAUGAUGGGACCAUCAGGAUGUGGUAUAAGAUCACAAAGUCUGAAGGAGAGUUGGACAAGGCGAAAGGGCUGGAGCCAGAAGAGAUGUGUUCAGAUACCUUCCAAGAUAACUCAGUUAACGUAAGCACCCUCUUGGAAUUGUUCCCCAAGUUAUUACGUUUGGAUGGUCAGGAGUUAUCCCCAUCUGUUGUCUGUGACACUGAAGAGCACAAGAAUUUACCAUUCUUCAAGGUGAGGAUCAAGCAGAAUCAAGGAGCUGUGAUCAAGCAGGGCAUGAGGUACUACUGGAUCUAUGACUACGGGGAUCGGCAGGGCCUCCUGGGUGCUUACCACAGUGAGGCCUGCUUCUCACUUUUCAUUCCCUUUAAUCCUCAAGACCCAGCUUCCAGCUUGGCCACGUACUUCAGGUACAGCAGGAAUAUGAAGACAUGCAAGGACCCCAACCUGAGGGCUCAUUUGCUGAAACACACAAAACAUGACAUUGUUGAUUUCCUAAGUGUGCUGCCUAGAACGCAGCAUGACCUCAGCUCCUUCCUGGUGGAUGUGUGUGUCCAGACGGAAAAGAUGCUCUGCUUUUCUGUCAAUGGGCUGUUCAAGGAGGUAGAAGGAAUGUGUCAGCUUCGUGUUUAUGCCUUCACCCGGACCUUCAUUUUGACUUCUGGCAACAAUUCCAACUUCUACAUUGUAAAUGACCAACUGUCUCUGAGAGAUGCCAGCCCAACAGAGACCCAGAGUGCCUCUCCCCCACAGUGUGCAUACUCUCCUACUACUCCUUACCUUCCACCUUCCCAAGAGCAGCGGGACAUGGUGCAGUCAUUUCCUGUCAGUCUGAUGAAGCUAGAGUGCUCUCAGAAGUGA